Molecule: messenger RNA, 470 nt
Organism: Neolamprologus brichardi
Lineage: Eukaryota; Metazoa; Chordata; Actinopteri; Cichliformes; Cichlidae
Source: RefSeq, a predicted model, not a curated record
UUGAAACGCAAUUUAUUCCUAAAAAUCAGGGGGACCGUUUCGGAGGUGCUCUGGAUGCGGCUGCAAAGCAGUUCAGCAAGGCAUUUGACAGCGGCAUGAUCCCCAUGGAGUUUGUCAACAAGAUGAAGAAGGAUGGCAAGCUGAUUAUGGGUAUCGGCCACAGGGUCAAAUCGAUCAACAACCCAGACAUGCGAGUGCAGAUUCUGAAGGACUUUGUGAAGCAGAAUUUCCCUUCCACCCAGCUGCUUGACUACGCCCUCGAUGUAGAAAAGAUCACCACCUCUAAGAAACCCAACCUGAUCCUAAAUGUAGAUGGCUUUAUUGGUGUUGCCUUCGUGGACAUGCUUAGAACUUGUGGAGGCUUCACACGGUAAGAAUAUGAGACGGCAUUGUGAGGUGUUAUUUCAGUAAGCUUUGGUGCGUGUGCUUUGAUUGGAUGGAUCUUAUCACCAAUAUCUCUUAAAUAUAAA